Molecule: messenger RNA, 2340 nt
Organism: Trypanosoma theileri
Lineage: Eukaryota; Euglenozoa; Kinetoplastea; Trypanosomatida; Trypanosomatidae
Exons: 1
Coding region: 1-2340 (779 amino acids)
Source: RefSeq, a predicted model, not a curated record
AUGUCUAAUGAUGAUGAAGUUACAUCAUUGAGUUCUUCAUCCUUUUUCUCCCAACCACCGCUGCUCUCGCGUGUAGUUCAGUGUAGUGAUGCUAGUGUGAUGUCUGCACGUGUUCUGGUGUUGGGGGACGUAUGCAGUGGGCGUACAUCUGUAGCUUUAGCCGCUGCGAAGGCCGGAACUCGUCUUCAUUUAACAUCUGAUUAUCGAUCUAUUUUCGCAGGAAGUUGUUUAACGUAUUUGUAUCGUUCUUCUGUGGCAAGACGAAAAGAGUGUUUGUAUGUAAGUGUGGUGGAUACAGGAUCUGUACCACGAAAUAGUGGUGUAUCCCAUCGUUUUUUGCCUUUUUGUGAUACUGUUGUGAUUACCUUUUCAUUAACAGGUAUCAAGCAAAAUUUUAAAGUUUCAAAAAGUGUUUUUCCUUUUUGGGGAAGUAGUAAAGGUAAGAGUAGUAAUAGUACUGGUCUACCUGUUUUUGUACAUGAUAAUGAUCGUACACUUCUUCAUGAUUUACUUUCAAUGGUAGGAGCUCAUUUUGCCCAUAGUGGUGAAGUUCCUAGGAUUAUUUUAAUUGGUACUUUUAAAGAUUUAUUAACGUAUGGGUCACCAGAUGAUGUUGAGGUACUUCUUAAAGAGUUACGAUCUAUUUGUAAUGAUUAUUUGAGUUUAUUGCAACAGAGAUUAUUUGUGAGUGCUGUAUUCGCUGUGAAUGCUUUACAAGGAUCUUGUAUCUCAGAAAAUAGAGGUGGUCCUAAUACUCUUUCUGGUAUGUGGAGUUUUAUUUAUGAUCUUACUCUAAAGGAUAUGAUGUUACGUCAACCUUUUAUUUCUAAUUCUUCACAGUCAUUCUUUAAUGAAUUUCGAUGGAGAAGUCAUUCAUCAAUGUUUUCACGUUUAAUGUAUGAUUCGUUUUCUCUACCAGAUGAAGAAGUAAUAGAGAAAUUGAAAUCUAUUCAAGAGAGUAAAGAUGGUACAGGUUGUAAUAAUUCACAAGUUGUUUCUUCAGUUGAUCCCCUUCUUGAUUGUAUCAAUAUUAAAAUUUUUAAACUCAUUUUUCGCACAAAAGCAGAACGUAAAAUUGUUUUCAUUAAACUUAACACGUUAUUUAGGCUAAUGUAUUCUCAUGGAUUACAACGUAAAAGAUAUUUGAGGUUAACGUUACAACAAUUACAUAAUAUUGGUGAAAUUGUUCUAUUUCGAUAUCAUCAUGAAUCUUUAGCAUCACAAGAUGCUUGUAUUUGUAUUCAUCCUCAUUAUAUUAAUCUUGCUCAGGGAACUAUAUUUUUGUAUUCCAGUUACAUUACAAAUCAUUCUGAAAAAUAUAGAAAACUAUUAACAACGGGUAUUGAUUUGCAAGAAUGUUUACGAUGUGAUCCUCAGAAUAAUGUUUCACGUGGUAUAUUUUCACGAUCAUUAUUAUUUAAAUUAGCUAGUAGUCUUGAAAUUGGUCGCUCAUCUAUUGAGGCAGCUGAUAUGUUGACAAUGUUGCUUAUACUUUCAGAUACAGCCUUUCUCAGACAUUGCCGUAGAUUUUCUUUGACAAGUAAAAAGUCCACCUCCGUUUCUUUUUCAUCUUCUAAUGAAGACAUACCUAUUGUACAUGUGUCAUCUUAUAAUCUUCCUGAUCCCUCUACAAGUGUUAUUUCAUCUGAGAAUUCAUUAACUAUAUCGGAAAAUCCAUCAAUGAUGCAUUCUGCUACUCCAAUGGUAAGAGAAGAGGGAUCAGUAGAGUAUGUUAUUCCGAGUUUAAUACGUAUGAAAUGUCCACGAGAAGUAAUUCAUUGUGUACGUCGUCUUGCUUCUUCCUUUAGUGGGACCAAUAGGGAAAAAAAUAAUUAUAUUAUUUCACGUAUAUUAGCCAUUCGAGCUUGUCCACCAGCUUUCUUUCCAAAGCUUAUAAUUCGUUUGCAUCGAUAUAUUGAUAUAUCUUCUCCUAUAUUUUCUCAAGCCCUUUGGUUAUCUGCUUUAACACCUUCUGGUGAGGCUUCACCCUUCUUGCAUAUAUUUAUUUACCAUUCAUCAAGUGAUGAGUGUAUAGAAAAUUCCGUAGAUGAAAGGGAAGACUACAGUGGUGCUGUCUCCUUUCUUGAAUUUUAUGCCUUUUCUAAUGUUGGGUAUUUACCUUUAUUACUAUUUCUUGAUGAUAUUACCCGACAUGUGGCAUCUUUGGUUCGUCAUGAAUUUCCUGGUAUGUCUACAUGGGCAACAAGUGGAGUUAAAGUGAAUGAAAAACACUCUGUAGGGGAUUCUAUGUAUACAGGAACUAUGAGAGGAAUGGAAAAACUCUCUGAGGUGAAUACCAUGUGGGAUUUGGAUAAUUUUUUACAUUCUCUUGAUUGGUAG